CUGGACCCAAACACAGUAAACAGACACCUCUCUCUGUCUGAGGAGAACAGAAAGGUGACACGUAGGAGAGAGGAGCAGCCGUAUCCUGAUCACCCAGAGAGAUUUGAGGACUGGGAACAGGUGCUGUGUAGAGAGGGUCUGACUGGGCGCUGUUACUGGGAGGUAGAGUGGAGUGGAAGAGGGGCUAGAAUAGGAGUGGCAUAUAAAGGAAUCAGCAGGAGAGGAAGAGGAGGAGGUAAGGACUGUCUUAUUGGAUACAAUGACAAGUCCUGGAGUCUGACCUGCUAUGACAACAAUUACACUGCCUGUCACAAUAAUAAUCCCACUACCAUAGACGUCCCCUCCUCCAGCCCCCACAGAGUAGGAGUGUAUCUGGACUGGCCAGCCGGCACUCUGUCCUUCUACAGAGUCUCCUCUGACACACUGACCCACCUGUACACAUUCACCUCCACAUUCACUGAGCCCCUCUAUCCAGCGUUUAGGGUUUGGGAUAAUGACUCCUCCUCCGUGUCCCUGUGUCAGGUGGUUCCUGUGUCAAACACAACAUGAUGUUUCACUCUAGUCAUGGGUUUUAUGUUUGAUCAGAAUAUGACCCUUAAAUACAUAGAGUAACAAACACCAAUUUGGGUUUAUUCCUUUAAAUAGUAACUCUGUGUCUGUCUCUUUCUGUGAUCCUGAGAAAAUGGUUCAGACGCACCACACACACACUUGACACACAGACACAGACACACACACACACACACACACACACACACAUGGAACCUUUUAGUUGUAUGUGUCCACAUAACUGAGUAUGUGACUGACCUUGUGAAACUGUUAUAAUGUCCUGUUCUUGGGAGUAAAAUCCUGUGUUGUCAACCAGCUGUCCGACUCACAAAAUAACUUGAACCCGACAAUAAAAAAGAAGGAAAACAGA
Messenger RNA from Oncorhynchus tshawytscha (Chinook salmon), 916 nucleotides. Its product is annotated as stonustoxin subunit beta-like. The annotation marks the transcript as partial. Gene Ontology annotation, molecular function: protein binding. The transcript has a single exon. The record is from RefSeq and is a predicted model, not a curated record. Lineage: Eukaryota; Metazoa; Chordata; Actinopteri; Salmoniformes; Salmonidae.